Mus caroli (Ryukyu mouse) is the source of this 525-nucleotide messenger RNA. It is a transcript of the gene Dcaf16, whose product is annotated as DDB1 and CUL4 associated factor 16. Lineage: Eukaryota; Metazoa; Chordata; Mammalia; Rodentia; Muridae. The record is from RefSeq and is a predicted model, not a curated record. Gene Ontology annotation, cellular component: Cul4-RING E3 ubiquitin ligase complex.
AUGCAAAAUGAAGAGGACCCUGUGAUACCCAACCUAACACUUCUUGGGAGUCCUGCAUGCCAGGUUAAGGACCUUUUAAAAUAGUAUAAAAUUUGGAAACUUUUAGAUCCCAAUUCCUUUUAUUAUGUUGAAGGCUUAGAACAAGUCAAAAUAAUCCAGUCCAUAUACUUCAAGAGUCUAAGACUCUCCCAUUUUGUCCCCAAACUGGAACCAAUUCUUGAAUUGCCUCUGGCCUCUUGAAGAGUCUCACUUGUUCAAAAGCACCUUAAAAGUCCCAGCCAGCUCUCUAGAGAUUAUGCUACUUUAAAAGAGUUUGCCAUCAAACAACUGAGCUGAACAUUGAGUUAAGCCAUUCCCAAAUGUGAAUUUCUAAAUCAUUUCCCUGAAGCUUAUGUUUCCUCUUGUUGCUGUCACUGCCUGACAGAUGUAGUUAAGGACACAGCCUGCACUGAACUUUUUGACACUACUUUUUCCUACACUGAUCUCUAGAAGGCAGUUAAGAAACUCCUAACUACUUCACUAUAA